AUAUAUCUUUUUCAUGUUUUUCAUGAAUUUUAUUUAAUCCUGCAAGCUAUUACAAUUAAAACUUUAUGAUUAUUGGGCAAAAUUUUAUUAUUUUUCUAUUAAUUCCUUUUUAAUAAGUGUUUUCUAUGUUUUAGGUGGUCGUACGGCGUUGUUUUAUUUGAAAUUGUAACUUUGGGUAAAAAUAAUAAUGCUUAUUUUAAAACUCAAUACAGCAAAUUUUUUUAAUUUUUGCAACUUUUUUGUAGGAGCUACACCUUAUCCUGCUAUAAGUAACCGUGAACUUUUCUAUCUUUUGAAAGCUGGUUAUCGAAUGGAUAAACCUGAAAACUGUUCUGAAACAAUGUAUGAUGUUAUGUUACAAUGUUGGCAUGAGAAUCCAUUACAACGCCCUACCUUUGCAACACUACGUGAGUAUUUUGAUAAAGUAAUAUCUGAAGUUGGCUGUUAUCUUAACUUUGAACUCAACGAAAAUACUACACCGUCGUUUUUACCCUAUGAAAUAGACAACCAUGACGAUAAUACAAUAGAAGACAGGGUUUUACAAAAUCCCGUGCGAGUAAAGUCAAUUGAGGAAAUAAAAAAAAAUAGAUGAUUCCAUUCUUCCAUUGUACGAUAUAUAUACAAGUGUUAAAUAAAAACCAACAACCAACAAUUUAAUGAUCAAAAUAUAAAUUUUUAUAUUAGCCUUAGAACUUUCAAACAUACAGUCUUUGCUAAAGUACAAAGAUUAUGUGCCGCUUUUAAAAUACGUGACCUUGUAUGGCGUGGCGUUGUAUGCUGCGUUUUAUCAAAAAAAACAUAAAUUUAAAUUCAAAAAUUAUCUGAACUGGAUUUAAAAAUAUACUUUAUAAUGUUUUUUGUUUGUUAUAACUGUUUAACAUAAUGUAUAAAUCUAUAUCAAUAUGUAUUUUCUCAUUGUUUUGAUCA
Molecule: messenger RNA, 927 nt
Organism: Hydra vulgaris (swiftwater hydra)
Lineage: Eukaryota; Metazoa; Cnidaria; Hydrozoa; Anthoathecata; Hydridae
Source: RefSeq, a predicted model, not a curated record